Prorocentrum cordatum is the source of this 675-nucleotide messenger RNA. NCBI's taxonomy places the organism in Eukaryota, Dinophyceae, Prorocentrales, Prorocentraceae. The record is from the annotation of a GenBank genome assembly.
AAGUUCUUGCGUGACAUCAUUGAGAGCGGCCCGAAUGACAAGAUCUUCGGCGACGUGGCUAACUGGAGGCGCCUCCUUGAGAGGUGCAUCAAAGAUUAUGUCGGCGUCAUUCGAACUCCCGAGAACCCGCUCCCCGAGGAUGCCAGAGAAGCCUACGACGACACGCCAGAAUAUUUGAUUAUCCGGAAGCAGUUGACGGCCUCAUUGGACAUAGCUCGGGCUUGGGUCAAGGCGAACAGAUCGUGGGACGCUUCCUUCAUAUCGCAGUACAAGUCGACCCUGGUGUUCCUCCAGUCAGAUCCUGUCGCGCCCAACCCGCUGCCAUCCUGGAUGAGGCAGCGCUACUUGACGGUCAUGGUCCAGGAGGCCAGCACAGCCAGCAUGAUUUGGCCUCUCCUUGCGCCCGAGGCUUUGGAGUCAAUUGGGUACGUCGGUUGUGAUCGCCAGCGCAAGGUGACUCUGGACAUGGUGAAGAUGAAGGUUUUGCAGCUCACAGGCGACGAUUCCCCAGAUACCUGGAUGGACACGCUGAUGGACUUCAUGGGGACCUUCCCUGGAAACGCUGGUGAUGACCUCGUGAACGAUGCUGCCCUCAUGAAGGCAGGUCUGGGCAUCCUGAAGAGUGGCGUUGCUUCCGACGAGUCGCUCAAGGACGCGCAAGUUCUGCUCAAGAAG